Molecule: messenger RNA, 2945 nt
Organism: Xiphophorus hellerii (green swordtail)
Lineage: Eukaryota; Metazoa; Chordata; Actinopteri; Cyprinodontiformes; Poeciliidae
Gene: htr3b
Product: 5-hydroxytryptamine (serotonin) receptor 3B
Exons: 9
Coding region: 155-1540 (461 amino acids)
Biological process (GO): monoatomic ion transmembrane transport
Cellular component (GO): postsynaptic membrane
Molecular function (GO): transmembrane signaling receptor activity; extracellular ligand-gated monoatomic ion channel activity
Source: RefSeq, a predicted model, not a curated record
ACUAUCAUUCAUAUCAUCUUACCAUCGCUGUGGGAAAUCAAUACCAAACCAAAAUGUCCGCACAACACCGCAUAUUGUUCCUGAACGCCUCUCAGUUCACAUGCAGCUGAACGUUUUUGUGGAUAUUUCUGCUGUAAACAAAGUGAACUUUUGAAUGGCUGGUUCUGGCAUGAUGAUUCUGGCUUGGAUCGUAUUGUUUUUAUCAGUUAAUCUGGCUGAAUGCGUGCCAGAGAAGCCAAAGAGAUCCGCUCUGAACCAGCUGACCCGAACCCUGCUGAGGAAAUAUGACAGUGGAGUUCGACCUGUCCACAACUGGACCAGCUCUACUACGGUCUACAUAGACCUCAUACUGCAGUCUGUCCUCGAUGUGGAUGGAAAGACCCAGAGCAUUACUACAAGCAUUUGGUACAGACAGAUCUGGAGGGAUGAGUUCCUCGUCUGGGACCCGGAGGACUUUGACGGCAUCACUGAGCUCUCUCUCUCCUCUGACGCCAUCUGGGUGCCUGACGUCAUCGUCACCGAAUUUGUGGAAGAGGGAAAGUCCCCUCCCAUCCCCUACGUUUAUGUCAACUCGUCUGGUUCUGUGAGGAACUACCGGCCGAUCCAGGCGGUGCUGGCGUGCAGCUUGGAGAUGUACGCCUUUCCUUUUGACAGGCAGAACUGCAGCCUCACCUUUCGCAGCUGGCUUCACUCAGUGAAAGAAAUCGACCUGGCUCUGUGGAGGAGCGCAGAGGCCAUAGCGGGCGAUAAGAGGGAGUUCAUGAACGAUGGCGAAUGGGAACUGCUGUCCGUUCCAUCCCAGUACUGGCAUAUCCACCAAGACGACGCCGACUAUGCUCAGAUCCAGUUCAACCUGCUGAUCCGCCGGCGCCCCCUGCUGUACGUGGUCGGCCUCCUCAUUCCCAGCAUCUUCCUCAUGCUGGUGGACGUGGUGAGCUUCUGCCUGCCUCUGAACAGCGGGACGAGAAUCGCCUUUAAGAUCAGCAUUCUGCUGGGUUACACCGUCUUCAGGGUCAACCUGACAGACGAACUGCCUGCCACCGCUCUCAGGACUCCUCUCAUUGGUGUGUUCUUCGCGGUGUGCAUGGCCAUGCUGAUGCUGAGUCUCAUCAAGUCCAUAUUGGUGGUGAAGCUGCUGCAUCACAGCGAGAAAGAGGUCAAGCAAAUGUCACUGUCUGCCUGCCUGCUGGACCGGUACGGCUCAGCCGGCCACAGCCUCAGCGAGAGCGCUUUGACCUCCAUCAAAACCCUCGACAACAUCUGCGCGCCUGGAGAUUAUGAGCUUGAAAGCUCCCUGGAGGAAGAUCUCCUGUCCCUGAAUGACGUCCCAGAUCCUCCCUCUGGCCUGGAGUUUCUUCUCCAGGAACUGGUUUCCCUUCGGAUGGCUUUUUCCCAGGAGGACAGUGAGUCUUCAGCUCAGGCCGAAUGGCUGUCGCUCUGCCUGCGGCUCGACCGCUUGCUGUUUCGCCUCUACCUGCUGGUUUUAGCCGUGUACACCGGUACGCUGCUGCUGCUGUGGGCCAGAUGGAGCUUCACUUGAGCCAGCAGCACAUUGAGGCCCCGGCUCCUGAAAUACGAUCAACUUGGUGGUUCGGUUCAACCAGUAUCGCUGAUUGGGAAACUCAUUCAGAAGAGAAGUCAUUCAAUUUAGACAAACUUACUGUACUGUAAAUGGUAUUACUAAGUCAUAGAUUUUAUAAACAAUUAUCUAAAAGUUUUGCAUUUCUUUUUUUUUCUAAAAGAAUGACCAUGUUUUAGAGGCUCUGAACUUCCUUUUAUUGCAAAAAGUGAUUGAACAAGAGCUUUUAGAUGCUCUGAUUGACUCCUUCUACAAUUGUUAGUCUGUAUUUUUUUUUAUUUGUUGCGUAUACUAAAUCAUAUAUAUUUUUUAAUCAAGUUUCAAUUGACUUGUUUUGCAUGACUUGCAGGACAAUCUGCGGUCUUAGUAGCCCUGGAUUCAAGUUCAGACUUUGACACCAAGAAGCUAGGGAGGCAUAUUUUUGAUUUAGAAAUAUUUAUUUUGCAAAAUCAAACUUUAAACCAUAUCAUUGGUUAUUCUUAAUGCAUGGAAUUCCACAGGGUUCUGUUCUUGAUCCUGUUUAGUUUGUGUCUUAUUUGUUUCCCUUAUCUUAUAUGAGCAUCACCAUGUAAUGUAAGAAGCUUUUUUUGUGGCGAGUCAAACAUCCAUUAGGCAUCUGCAGGUGAUGUGAAACGCUAUUAUGUGUAUUUUUUUGCUUUAGCAUUUGGCACAAUUUAAUUUAAUAGACUCCAAUAUGUGUAUUUUCAUGUCCUUUGCAUAGAAAUUUGUGAACCACUUUGAAGUGUGUCAUUAAUAAAGGCAGUGUGUUAUUUUUUACUAUCUGAGAUAUCUAAAAUCACUGGUGCGCUGAUGACAUUCAGCUAUUUGUUCCUACUGUACAUUUUGAACCCUAGAGUACUGCAAAGCUUUUCACAAGGCCAUAAAAUCCUGGUUUUCAGAGGUAAACGAAAACAAAAUGGAGGCUCCGAAGACUUUUAUCUAAAAGAAAACAUCAAUAAAGUCUCCUCCAUGUCGGAGGAUGAGUUACGCUCUCAUGACGCCAAACAUGAAUGUCUGGGCCUCAAUUUCAAAAAUUACGAAACAAAAAACAUCGCAGAGAGUCAUCGUAAUCACAGUAAAACAUGUUGGGGGCAGCAUCAUAAUAUGGGGUUACCUUUGAGGUUUUAUUUUCUCAUCACAGAUGCAAACAUGAAUAGUUAGAAAUCCUGGAAAGCAGAAAAUUGAACGAGGAUUUAAUUUUUCAGUCUACAGACGGAUGCGUUACGUCACGUUGAUGAUGUGAUGGCAAAGACAGAAAACUGAAAUUCUACUCAAGUUUUAGUUUAAGUUUGUGCACGAAAAACAUUCAGGCAACUUUGUUUCUUACAAUUUUCCUCCAAACAGAUUUAUUUGUUUCACAGUUGAA